AAUGCAUGAUGGGGGUCUGCCACAACUUCUGGACCCAGCGCCCCCCACCUGACGCCCAUGAUGCCCAGCCCCUCAUCGCUAAACAAUGCAGUACUGAUGACAGCCAGAAGGGGGCAGACAGAACACAGCUCAAAAAGAGACGCUGGUGUCGCAACAGCUGCCUUUGCCUGUUUCUGUUCCUGGUCGUGAUGAUGACUGUGGUCAUCCUGGAAGUUGACCUCAAAGAACAGAUCUCACCUUCAACAACCAAUCCAGCAGCAAACAUGUCAGUUGCGAUUCUGGCCGCCCCUCCCCCGUACGUGUCCCGAGGACCGUACCAUGUACAAUACCCACAUGAGUACAUCUUCAUCCUGGAUGAGCCAGAGAAAUGCCAGGAGCAGAACCCCUUCCUGGUUCUGAUGGUGCCAGUGGCGCCCUAUAACAGGGAGGCUCGUGAGGCCGUCCGCAGGACUUGGGGCAGUGAGAGGCAGGUACUGGGCAGAGAGGUCCGUCUGUUCUUCCUGCUGGGACUGCCCAGUGGAGAGGAGACAGAGCAGCUCCAGGAGAAGGUGCUGCAGGAGAGCAAAGAGCACCAGGAUCUGCUGCAGAGCGACUUCAUAGACAGCUACAAAAACCUGACCAUCAAGACCAUGAUGAUGAUGGAGUGGCUGAGCUCUCGCUGCCCCAACGCCUCCUACGCCAUGAAGAUCGACUCAGACAUGUUCCUCAACGUGAACACCUUGGUCAACAUGCUGCUUCACGCUCCAACGCAGAACUACAUGACUGGACUAGUGGCCCAAUGGGCCGCCGUUCUAAGGGACCAUAACUCCAAAUGGUACCUUCCAAAGGAGGUGUUUUCUGAACCAGUAUAUCCACCUUAUGCUCUGGGCCUGGGCUAUGUCUUCACCUUAGACCUCCCCAGGAAGCUGGUGGAGGCGUCCAGGCAUGUUAAAGCCGUCUACAUAGAGGAUGUGUAUCUGGGACUGUGUAUGAGACACCUGGGCAUCCGGCCUACUGACCCCCCCAGUGGAAACCUCUUCCAGGUUUCCCCUGUGGCUUAUGACCGCUGCACCUACUCACGGCUGAUAGCCACCACCACACACAGUAUCACUCACCAGGUCAACGCAUGGACAGACCUACACAAACCUGGUCCUCCCUGCUGAUCUCAUACAGUAACAGACUGACUGCUGUACCAAUCACUUCCUCGUUGUUUGUUUAUACACUAACUAACAAACAAAAAACAAAGAUGGCGACACCUCCAGGAGAUGGGAAAAGGAUAUAUACUGUGCAUUUGGAAAGUAUUCAGACUUUUUACACAUUUUGUUAUGUUACAGACUUGUUCUAAAAUGGAUUAAAUAAUUUUUAAAAAACUCAGUAGCCACACACAAUACCCCAUAAUGACAAAGCAAAAACAGCAUUUUUUAAAUGUUGGCAAAUUUACAAAAUGUUCUCUGAGACUCAGAAUUGAGCUCAGGUGCAUCUUGUUUCCAUUGGUCAUCCUUGAGAUGUUUCUACAACUUGAUUGGAGUCCACCUGUGGUACAUUCAAUUGAUUGGACAUGAUUUGGAAAGGCACACACCUGUCUAUAUAAGGUCCCACAAUUGACAGUGCAUAUCAGAACAAAAACCAAGCCAUGAGGCCGAAGGAAUUGUCCGUAGAGCACCGAGACGGGAUGGUGUCGAGGAACAGAUCAGGGGAAGGGUACCAAAAAACUUCUGCAGCAUUGAAGGUCCCCAAGAACACAGUGGCCUCCAUCAAUCUUAAAUAGAAGAAGUUUGGAACCACCAAGACUCUUCUUAGAGCUGGCCGCCAAGCCAAACUGAGCAAUCUGUGGAGAAAGGUCCUUGGUCAGGGAGGUGACCAAGAACGCGAUGGUCAUUCUGACAGAGCUCUAGUGUUCCUCUGUGGAAGGACAAUGAUCUCUGCAGCACUCCACCAAUCAGGCUUUUAUGCUGUGGGGAUGUUUUUCAAUGCCAGUGACUGGGAGACUAGUCAUGAUUGAGGCAAAGAUGAACGGAGCAAAGUACAGAGAGAUCAUUGAUGAAAACCUGCUCCAGAGCACUCAGGCCCUCAGACUGGGGUUACGGUUCACCUUCCAACAGGACAACGACCCUAAGCACACAGCCAAGACAACGCAGGAGGGGCUUCGGGACGAGUCUCUGAAUGUCCUUGACUGGCCCAGCCAGAGCCCAGACUUGAACCCGAUCAAACAUUUCUUGAUAGAUCAAAAAAUAGCUGUGCAGCAACGCUCCCCAUCCAACCUGACAGAGCAUGAGAGGCUCUGUAGAGAAGAAUAAGAGAAACUCCCCAAAUACAGGUGUGCCAACCUUGUAGCGUCGUACCCAAGACUCAAGGCUGUAAUCGCUGCCAACAAUGUACUGAGUAAAGGGUCCGAACACUUUCCAAAGGCACUGUAUACCUUGGUGAAGAACAUUAACACCCUGAAGACCAGUUUCUUCACGUUACGUCCUUUGGGAGAAUGUUGUUUUUCUCUGAACCGAGGCAGACACCUUGCUACACCGGUUUUUGAUUCCUAAGGCUUUUUUAAACAAAGACUGAGAGCAGCAGUUAUCUGUCUAACGUGGACAUGGUGAUGGACUGAACUAAGAAAUGGAUGCAAUGGGUUGGGUCUGUCUGUGGUGAAUGUGUGCACUACACUGAAGCAGCAGAAACCCAGAACAAGUUAAACAGGUUUAUCGUAAUAGAGACUAGUUGGCUGUGUUUAGACAGGCAGCCCAAUUCUGAUCUUUUUCCCACUAAUUGUUCAUUUGACCAAUCACAUCUCUUUCAGAGCUGAUGUGAUGGUGAAAAGUCUAAACACAGCCACUGCACUUAAUCAUCAGCUUUGCCUCUUUUCCCAGAGCAAACUGUAACAGGUUCAUUUGACCCAGCUUCUCACAACAGGACAAAGAAUACUGGAGCAACAGGACAUGUAGAUUAUAACUUGUUUGGUUGUUGUUGUAGGAGUUGAUAUAGUUUUCGUGAGGGAAAAUCAAGUUUGAAAUGUUAAACCGGAAAUGACAAACUUCAGAAGCCUGUUUAAACCACUAAAAUGGGCAUUUCCUGCUCCGCAGGAAAAUGAUCUGUGACAACAGAGUGACCAAAUAUAUAUCAGAUCUGUAUCAGUUAGUGAUGGAAAUAAGUGAAGGGGAUCUGUGAAGGCUUUGGCUGUAGAGUCAAUAGACCAGGAUGAAGGGUGUCAUUUGCACUGUCACCAAAGUCACAAGUCAAAUGUUUUAUUUUUUUAUUUUAUUUAACUAGGCAAUUCAGUAAAGAAACCUAUUGUUAUUUACAAUGACGGCCUACACCGAACAGACCCAGAUGACAGCCGCCCCUAUCGGACUCCCAAUCACGGCCGGAUGUGAUACUGCCUGGAAUCAAACCAGGGUUUCUGUAGUGACGCCUCAAACACUGAGAUGCAGUGGCCUUAAACCGCUGCGCCACUCAGGGGCCCCAAGAUGCAGUGCCUUAAACCGCUGCGCCACUCAGGGGACAGUCAAGUAGCUUUGUAUGAGUUGUAGUUUUUUUAAUAUGUGGUGGAAGGAGGAAGUUUCAGUCGAGCGAUCAGGAAGAGAUGAUGUUUGCAUUCAUUUUGCAAUUCGCAGGGUCAGAGGGAAUGUGGUUUGCCUGAGAGUUUGUGCCAACUGCAUUGAAGACAGCUGAUACGGCACACUAAGGCAUUCCUAUCACUUCCUCUUUCGUUCCUGCCAGAGAUGUAAUCUGCUGAAUUUGUAAUAAAUUUCCACUUUGAUUAAAA
Messenger RNA from Oncorhynchus nerka (sockeye salmon), 3736 nucleotides. RefSeq names its product beta-1,3-galactosyltransferase 1-like. The record is from RefSeq and is a predicted model, not a curated record. The coding region runs from base 6 to 1142 and encodes 378 amino acids. Lineage: Eukaryota; Metazoa; Chordata; Actinopteri; Salmoniformes; Salmonidae. The transcript is spliced from 2 exons. Gene Ontology annotation, cellular component: Golgi membrane. Gene Ontology annotation, molecular function: N-acetyl-beta-D-glucosaminide beta-(1,3)-galactosyltransferase activity.